AUAAAUUUUUAACAAGUGCCCACACAUGAGUUUGGUUUGCUAUAAAUGUUCUGGUUAAAAAUCUGAAAACAGAUUUAUCUGAGGAGCAUCAUGGAUGACAAUAAGCUCUGUGUUUUGCUACUUUUGACCACCAUCACCUUGUCAAGAGCACAGGAUGAAGGAGCGCCAUGCUUAAUGGCCAAAAGAUACAAACCCUUCAACAAGUAUAAAUACUUCUAUAAGACAGAGUCCUUGAACACUUUAAAUGAGGCGGUCAAUGGCCUCGAGGCCAGCUGCAAGGUUGAGAUUGCGGUUCCUGGUACAUGCAACUACAUCUUACGCACCACCGACUGCAAGCUGAGAGAAGCGACUGGCGUCGUUGCAGAUGGAAACCCAGUGUUUGAAACAGCUGCUACCUCGGAGGACUUCAAAACUGCCAUGGAGAAACAUCCUCUAAAGUUCACUAUUGAUGGAAACAAUGACAUCAAGCUUUUCCCUGAGGAGGAUGAUCUUAUAAACAUCCUCAACAUCAAGAGGGGAAUCAUCUCUGCUCUUGCUGUCCCUAUGCUUGAGGAGGACGGGAACAAAGAGAUGCCCACCAUCUAUGGUCUGUGUAAAACUGACUACGCUGUGAAAACCUGCGAAGACGUCACUCUCAACAGAGACCUGUCCAAGUGUGACAAGUUCAUACCAAUCAAGGACCACACCAGUCCUUUGGCCCUCAUCACUAGCAUGCACCAUCCUCUUGCUAAGCUGAUCAGGAGCAACCAAUCCUGCAACUACAAGUUUAACAAAGAACAGCACCACAUGAUUUCUGGAAUUUGCACUGAUAAACACAUUCUUGAGCCUUUCUCUUACAAGGGAAGAUAUGAAGCAACCAGUACUGGUAAACAGGCCUUGGAUCUUUUGAGAGUCGCUAAGUACAAAGACAGAGUCUUUGACCACAAUGUGGCCAACAUGAAACCCCUCUAUCUUGACCGCAGUGUUGACAUGAGCCCCAUCCAGGAUAAAGAUGCCGCUCUUGUUGUUCUUAAGGAACUUUCUGGCCUUUCCAAGACCAACAAUGGACACAAGAGAGCCUACUUGGCCCACAAGCUUGUAGCUGUAAUCCGCAAGAUGGAAGCUGAAACUUUGACUGCCGCUAUUCCCGAGGCCCUGGAGAUCUCUCGGCCUUUGACAUACCAGGCUUUGCUACAAUGCGGCACCCCAGAAUGCAGCAGUGCAAUCAUGCAGAUUUUCAGGACCUUCGACAAGUCCUCAGUUGAGAUUGACGCUGCUGUAUAUGGCAUGGGAAUGAUAUCCCAAUCCUCCCGAGUCCUCGUGAAGGAAAUGUUGGCGAUGGCAAAGUUCAAGCCGACCAAACCCAUCUACUAUGCUCUCAGCAAUGCUGUGAAAAGGCUCUAUGAGACCAAUGGAGUCACUAGUGAGAUCCAAGCAGUGGCUGAUUAUGCCCUUGAACAGAUCGGCGAUUGCACAGGUGACCAGGAACACAUCUUUCUUUGUCUGAGGGUCAUUGGAAACAUGGUGGUUGCACUGGGAGCUGCGCGCCCUGCUUUGCAUUCUGCUGUUAUUCAGUGCAUCAACCAGCCAAAUGCCUCCCCUUCAGUUCAGCAGGCAGCCAUCCAGGUCUACAGACAGGUUCCUGUACCUGUGGAGGGUCGUGAGGUGCUCAUGCAUGCUGUUCUGGACAGAGAUGCAUCCGUACAGAAGCGUGUUGCCGCCUACCUGAUCUUGAUGAAGAACCCUAUGCCUGCCGAACUUGCUCAGUUGGCAGCAGCCGUCCAUGUUGAGAAAAAUCAUCAGGUCAAGAGCUUCAUCAUCUCCCAUAUCACAAACAUCUUGAGUUCUGCAGAGUCGGACUUGAGGCAGAAGGUUCAGGAGGCCUUUCAAGGCAAUGAAAUUGCAAUAAUCAUGGAAUCCACCAAACUCUCUCGGUACUACCGACUUGGAUCUUUAGAGGGAAACACGAUCUUUGAAUCUUCCAACGAACUGCCGAGGGAGGUCAUGCUGGAGUUGACCUUGAAUGCUUUUGGAUUUGAUAUGGACUUCAUUGAGAUUGGCAUGGAGGGUAAGGGCUUUGAGCCCAUCGUGGAGGCCCUCUUUGGUGACAAUGGAUUCUUCCCGGACACUGUCAUGAAGACCACUUUAUACGCUACAAACGAUAUGCCUGCCCAACUCAGUGAGGUCUUGGACAAUGUGCUGCCACUCAUGACGAAUGAUAGGAAGAAAAGACAGGCUACUCAAAACAUAGUCAAAGAAAUCAGUCACAAUUUCAACAAGCUUAUUGAGAACUUAAAGGCCCGGGAAACCCCUGAAGCGAUGGUGUACCUCAAGCUUCUGGGUGCUGAACUUGGAUAUCUUGACACAAAAGAUGGCAAGAUGAUUCACGACCUCCUUAAGAUGAUCCCCACUGAUUUUGCUAAACGACUGCUCUCAAGUGUCGACAAUGAGCUUUUCCUUCACUACAUCUUCAUGGAUAAUGAGUUCUAUUUGCCCACUGGUGCUGGCUUUCCAUUGAGAGUUGUUCUGUCUGGUACCUUUACACCUGGAAUCAAAGGAGGAUUGAGUUUCAAUCCAGGCAUGAAGGAAUUUGCGUUCAUGCUGUCUGCUGGCAUUGAGUUUGCGAUUGAGAUUGGGACUCACUUCCCAGACUAUGUUCUCUCCGGUCUGGAGAUGCACACUAACAUCUAUCAUGAGAGCGGCCUCAGAGCGAAGCUCUCGAUGACCAACAACCAGCUCAAGCUUUCCAUUCCAGCUCCUGAGCCAACUGAACUCAUCAAUGUGACCAGUACUCUGGUGUCUGUUGUUGGUGCCAAGAUUUUGCCUAUUAAUGCCAACGGCACGUAUAUUCACACUGGAACAUGUGCUCCUAUCUUCCCUGGAUGGAAACACUGUACAGCCCUUGUCUAUCCUGAUGAUGCCGCCCCUUUUUUUCCUCUCAAUAGUGAUACCAAAUUUACUGUUACGCUGUAUCCACCGGUAGAGGUCACAGAGUAUACUGCCACCAUCAACUAUGCCUAUGAGGAUGAGGCAGACAAAAUCACAUUUAGCGUAAAGGCUGAAGGAACACCUUUUGAGGCCACAAAUACAGUGACGUUGAACAGAAAGCAGUACACUGUAUCAUCAGAGUUGCUCAUUGCCCCUCUUCAGCUUUAUUCUAAAGUUUCUGCGAAACUAAAGCAUGAUGAGAAGUUGACACUGGAACUUGAAAGUGACCUAAAACUCCCAGAGACGACUUCUGUUCAAACACUCAUCCUGAAAUUGGAGAACGAGAAGAUUGAAGCUGAAUUUAAGUCUCAUGUCAAUUCUGAGAUUCGAAGAAUCAUUCCCAACAUAAUUUCUAUUGAAACCGUCCAUGAUGUUUUGGCAAAGUCAGUUGUGCAUUUGGGAGUUACUGCCGUGCCUGUGUUCACUUUUCCUGAAAGACUGUUCCUGGAUGUAGAGGUUGCUGCUAAAUAUCUCUUUGGCCAUCCUUACUAUACCAUCACUCUUCCCUUGCCCUUGGGUGGAAAAUCCACUAGAGAUCUAAACUUUCCGACGACCAUCUCCAUACCAAACCUCAUUAUACCUCAUCUCGAUCUGGGAUUUGAAGCUGCUAUCAUUAAUAUCCCAGAGGUCUCCAUUCCUGUGAGCGUGUCGCUUUCUGUGCCGACUCUUGAAAUGGCAGAAAUGUCUGGAAAGCUGAGCAGCAACUUUUACAACUUAGAAGCAGCUGUGUCUGCUGCCAGAGAUCCUGCUGCAGACCCACGUUAUUCUGCGAAGGUAGAAGUCACAGGAACAAGUCCCAUCGACCUCCUAUCCCUAAAGGUUGAAGGGUCUGCUCUGCUAGUUGAGCCCACACCUGCCAAUUCUCUCAUGGCAAAUGUAAAAACAGUGGUUCGACACAAGUUUGUAAAUGCCAUCAUCAGCGUUGAAGAGGAGGUGAAGCUUGCUGACAAACUCUGUUUGAAAUCUAAAAGCAAGGUUGACGUAACUACCCACAUUGGAGUGCAAAUUUCACUGGAGCAUAAUGGAAUGCUUGAAGUUGAUGACGAUGAGAUCUCUGGAAGUGGAAACCUGGAAGGAUCCUUCGAGGCCGGUUCAGUCAGUGGUUCGGGAACCCUUACGCAAUCAGUCUCUCUACUCCGAUCAAGACCGGAAGCAAAGAUUGAUUCUUCAUUGAAAGUAGACUCGACACUACUUAAGGCUCGAAACUCCUUUGCUUUAGCCAUCGCCAAUGGAGAACUGACAAUUCUAUCCAACACUGCAACAACUGACAACCGUCUAACAAACACUGCUAAUAUCACCUUCAAGGAAUUCCAGCUUGCUUUAAAUUCUCAUACAAAAGCAGAGGCCUUUGGCCUGAAGUUCCAAAACAUGGCUGAGACCAGAGCUGGCAUUGAAGCGGUGAGUGUUAAGAUUGAGACCUCUGCUGACAUCUCUGAAGAACGUGUGCACUCCCUGUUCACUGGAGUACUGGACACCAAUGGACUAGCUAUUCACAGUGAUGCCUCCGCUAAGCUCAAGGGACAUACAGCCACCCACAAAGCCAACAUAAAUCUCAAUAAAGAUGGCCUAAGCACCCGUGGCACAACCUCACUGCGAAGCAGCUUUACUAUGGAGGAGCUUAGGCACACCUUUGAGAUCAACUACAAAAAUCUAGGUGCCACUGCUCAGUGCAAAACGACUGGAAAUAUCAUGGGAACACGCAUUAACCACAACACUGAACUGGAGAUUGCUAGACUUUCUGGUAAAAUCAAGAAUCAUGUACGUUUCAACUCGAUGGUGUUUAAUGUCGAAACCAACACUCACGGUACAACUACUCCAUUAAGUUUCAAUUUCGAUGCUUCUGCUAAUGGCGAAAAAGACAUAUACCUGUAUGGAUAUGGUAGUUGUGAGUUUAAUGCAAAAGUCGUUCUGAAAGUAAAACCACAAUCCUUUGCUCACUCUCAUGAAUUUAAGAGCUCAACCCUCGUUGAGGUAGACAGAUUCCACAUUAAAUCAGACUUUGAGAGCAAGUCUGACACUCUGCUGAUCCCAUCUGAACAAAAGACUAAAGUGACUGUUAGAGCUAAAGUGAACAACCAUGCCAUCAGUCAGGAAAUCAGCGGUUCCAAUACUCCAGCACGGCUUGGGCUGGAAGGGUCCGGAAAGGUGCGCACCAAUUUGUUCAACACUGCCAAUACUGCUUUCCAGGACUUUGUGGUCUCUGGCUUCUUAAAGUAUGAUAAGAGAAGUACGAGACAUUCGGUUAGCUUGCCUUUCAUUGACGGUUUGCAUCAACUUCCUGACAAUAUCAGAAUGACACUCGUAAGCAUGGGUGACACCCUGAGGAAUUACAUCAACCGAGAAGGAAUUGCUUCCAAAAUUCAAAACAUAUCUCAGCAUGUUAGUGACUUUGUCACUAACUUGAACUUUGAGAGUAGAGCUGUGCAGCUGAAACGUGCCUUGAUAGCUCGAUCCCAGGAGUAUGCAUUAAAGCUGGAAAAUCUGGUGGCUUCUCAGAUUGAUGCAUUUGUGAGUGUUAUAGGCAACAGUCUUGCUGAGGCACUGGAUCAUUUGAAGGAAUUGAAUGUACUUGAAAUGCUACCAAAGCACUUCAGUACUUUGAUACUUUCCAUCAUUGAGGAUGUUAAAAUAUUUCUAAGCUCGAUCAACACCCAAAGUUACACAAAGCUGAAUGAGAUCAAUUCUGAGAACAAGCUUGACAGUCAGAUUCCUUCCAUUUCAACAGCUCUUCUAGUGCCAUCUUUUGGAAAGCUGUACGGUGAGGUCAAAUUCAGCAGUCCUGUAUACAACAUCAGAACCUCUGCAGAGUUCAAGAACACCUCAGAGAGACACCCUAUGUUCACGGCUUUUGUUAACUCUAAAGGAACCUCUCCGAAACAUAGCAUUCUGCAUUACAAUCUAGAUUCCACUACUCAUAUAUCCAUGCCUGAGAUGAGUCCUGUAAUCGUGUCUGAAACUCUCACGUUAAAACACAUUUAUUUGACUUCAGACCAACAAGUAUCACUGACUCUGAAUAGAACUAAUUCUUCAUCUUUCUUUCUUGAAACCUCAUACAAGCACCAGGUGAACAUUCCCUCACAGUCUUUGACUGGUGAAGUCACCCUGAUUCAGAAGGCUAUAACUUUCCAGGAUAGCGCUGCAAUCACCCUGACAGUUGAAAAUGAAGGAGCUGGCAAAUUUACUCUUGCUGACUUCUCUGAAGAGGUCACUCAUAAGAGUAACCUGCAUUUUAACAUGGGCCUCAGCACUGCCAAGCUGACUUUUACUGGCCACAGCGAUGGCAGACUUUUGCAGAUGAAGAUGAAGGUGAACGCAGACGCUGUCUUUCUAAGCCACCUUGAAAUCAAUGCUCGUGUUGAAACACAGUCGCCAUUUAUCAACAACAGCUUGCUGGUUGCUUCUGGAAAUGCUUCCUUCGGCAACAUGAGCGUGGAAAUUAAGGCAGAGCAUAAUACUGAGCUUGUUGGACCUAUCAGUGGCGUCCUCUCCAAUGCUGCAACCGUUGUGACUCAUCCUUUUGCAGUUUAUAUUGGCUUUCAGAACAACGGUAAUGCAAAGAUCAACCUCUAUGAGACUUUGUCAACCACGGUUGAUCUCCAGAAUGACUACACUGUUAUCUUCAACCCUGAUGUACAUAAAAUCAGCUCUGUGGCAUUUGUGUCUUAUAACUGUUACAACUACAGCCAUAACUUCACAGCCAACAAUAACAAAGCAGAGAUGGGUAUUCACGCUGUUGUGAAUAGCAAGGCCAGCUUUGAGUUCCUAAAUGCUGCAGAAAUGUUUGUGCCAGCCAUUUUUAAGAUAAACAGGCUGAACUUGAAUGAUAAUGCCGGCCUGUGGGAUGACUUGACCACAAAUGACCAACCCAUUUAUCUACAUGCAGAUCUUGUCUACCAGAAGAGUGGGUUUCUUUCUUUAUUAGGCAACCUGGUCUCUGAGGUGUACUUCAAGUCAUCUUUUCUCAACCUCAGCGCUAAUGCAGGCAUUUAUCCGAAGGAUUACACGAUGCGUAUUAGUGCCGAAACUGCCUCUGUGUUUCAGGGAUUGGAUUCCAAUCUUAAUGGAUCCACUAACCUGACCACAGAAAGUGGACUGCAAUUGGCCUCCUCAUUGUCUUUAGUGAAUUCCCACAUUGGGGGUAAUCAUGACAGCACCGUGACUUUGGAAAACAAUUUUGAGGCUGUAUUAUCUGCAGAAACAGUUGCUAAGAUUCAUAUGACUAGCUUCGCUGUUAACGCCACUCAUCAACUUUCUGCUGACACCAAGGCCCAGCCAAAGGCAGAAUCAAACUUGAAGAUCAAGUACGCCUUCGAUCAACAAGACUCAGAGGCUGUUGGACAUGGAGAUGCUCAGAAUACCUUGAAACUGGAUGCAACUUUUUCCUAUAUCACUAUCGAGUCUAUAAGCCAAUUCACCACCAGUUCUACUUUCCGUAAUGGUGUCACAAUUAUGGGAACACUGGAUAAUGAAGCUAACAUCUCUAUGAAGUUUAACGAUCUGAAAUCCAAUCUGAAGAUCACUGGAAAUGGAUGCUAUGGAUUUACAUAUUACAAGUUGUGUUUUGACGUUAAUGACCGACUGACUUUGGAGGGAGAUCUUGAGCGUAUGUAUUCUUUGCUAGAAAUUGAUUCAAACUAUACGUAUAGUAAAGAUGAAGAAUAUGACACGGCGAUAAAGCACACUGCUCGUGGUAAAACGUAUCUUGUUCCCCUGAGUACCCUUAUGGCUGCUGUGGAUAUAUACUUGACUCAGCCAAGUUAUGACGAUUUCAAUGCACGAAUUAAUGAAAUCACUUUUUUAAAAAAUGGACUGGUGUACAAAACAGACAUUUUCUCUCGUUGGUUCAAUGCAAGUAUAGCAAUAUUCGGAGAGCUCGUGGGUGAAAAACCUUAUACGACUCUGAUUGAUUCUUCCUUAAAUUUCACUUCUCCAUCUAUGCUUAUGGAGUUUCAGGAUGACUUGAGUUUAAUUCCCAUUAAACACAAUUAACAUUAAUUAUUGUUGAAUAGAAGAAAAGGUAUUGAACUAAACAUUGGUCCUUAUUUGCUGUAUGCUUGCCUAAUAAUCACAGACAAGCAUAACUGGAAUAAUUUUAAAAGUCAUUCUCAAGCACAAUGAUGUAAGCAUGUUAGUCAUAUGUUGAGGAUGAUGUUAUUGCUUGUCACAAUCAACAAUAAAUGGAUCCUGUUACUUGA
Labeo rohita (rohu) is the source of this 8162-nucleotide messenger RNA. RefSeq names its product apolipoprotein Bb, tandem duplicate 2 (gene apobb.2). Gene Ontology annotation, molecular function: cholesterol transfer activity; low-density lipoprotein particle receptor binding. The record is from RefSeq and is a predicted model, not a curated record. The coding region runs from base 91 to 7956 and encodes 2621 amino acids. The transcript has 24 exons. Gene Ontology annotation, cellular component: mature chylomicron; low-density lipoprotein particle; very-low-density lipoprotein particle. Lineage: Eukaryota; Metazoa; Chordata; Actinopteri; Cypriniformes; Cyprinidae. Gene Ontology annotation, biological process: triglyceride mobilization; cholesterol homeostasis; cholesterol transport.